Messenger RNA from Mya arenaria, 489 nucleotides. Its product is annotated as putative nuclease HARBI1. The transcript has 5 exons. The record is from RefSeq and is a predicted model, not a curated record. Bases 1 to 489 code for a protein of 162 amino acids. Lineage: Eukaryota; Metazoa; Mollusca; Bivalvia; Myida; Myidae.
AUGACUUGGAUCACAGGAUUGUUCACAAGUGUCAACGCCAGUUGGCCGGGCUCGUGCCAUGAUGCACACGUGUUCAGGACAUCAGGGCUGUGCAACAGGCUACAACGAGACAAUCUAUGUCUGGAAGAUAGGGUACUGCUUGGAGAUAGUGGGUAUCCUUUACGGCCAUUCCUCAUGACGCCGUUUAUGAACGCUGACACUCCUGCCAAGGAGAGGUACCAGCUAGCCCAUACUAGAACCCGGGUUUGCAUAGAAAGGGCCUUUGGUAGGCUCAAGCGGCGCUUCCACCUGCUGCACAGUGAGAUCAGACUAAGUCCAGACAAGGCCUGUCGCAUAGCUACAGCCUGUGCAAUUCUACAUAAUGUAGCAGUUAUGUUUAAUAUGCCAGAGGUAGAUGAUGUAGAUGUCAUACAAAACAUUGAUAAUAAUGUGCAGGAUGAUGUUGGAGUCAACGUCCUCGUUGUCCAUACGCCUCUCAUAUUUCUCUAG